AGUGAAAGCUGUUAGUAUUGUUUUUGUUUAAUAUUGAGCGAAGGAGAAGGUAAAUGCGGUCUCAGUGGGUUGUGGAGAAGAACAACUUGCGGUUUAUGGAAGGAGAGUUAUUUUCAACGUAUGGUGUCUUACAAUGAAUCAGUCUCUUUGUAGUAAGCAUCAGGUAUCUUCAUACUGUUUCGAUGUUAAUUGUUAAGUGUCAACAGUUCUAGCGUGCAACAGUUUUAUAAACAUUCGAACAUUUUAAAUUUUCAAUAAAUCCCAAGAUCAUCUACUGGUUGCUUCGCCCAAGUUUACAACGCUUCAUCAAGUGAAAACAUAAGCAAUGAUCGUAAUGUUGUUGAAGUUGUAGGAACAGUUGGACCUGAAAUAAUAAUGAAUGACAUAAUCACUCAAACUGUUUAUGGAUUUCUUGAUUUUACAACAACAAUUGGUAAUACCAAAAUGAUAUUUAGUCCCCUGAGUGCACCACCACCAGAAAUAGACAAAAAGAAGGAGCCGCCUACAACAACUACAACUACAGAAUCUGCGAUUGAAACGAAACCAACAUUACUAAAAAAAAAUGCUGAAAUCCAACCAAGUAAGCCACACAAACUUAAUUUUCAAGAGGAAUUAAAGUAUAAAGGAAAAAAUGUUAAAAUUGUUGUUAACUCAAUCGUUCACGAGAGCGAAUUCAAGGAACCAACAACUGAGGUACCAAAAGUUGAAGCCGAACCAAGCCAAGGUGCAGUGUUAUCCUCAAUUGUUGAAGUUUUGACAUCAGUUGAGCAACCAAUUAAAAAUAAUAUUGCUGAACCAGAAUAUGAUUAUUUGUCUAAACAGCCAACUGAAAUCAUCGACGAGACAUACAAGGUAAUUAAUUUGAAGCCGUCUUCCAAAAUCGCAUCAAAACUACGUCAAUCAUCAAAAAAAGAACGAGAAAAUCUGACAGGACUUGUUACACGCAUGGGUGGGACAAUAGUUAAAGAUGGAUUAACAACAGUUCAUGAAACUUCAGUUAUCGGUACUUACAUUAAUGGAAAAUACGCUCAAGUAUUGCAAAGUGCUUCGAAAAUAUUGAAGCCCGGAGCACCGGCUUUGGCUGAUGGGAAAAUUCGUGCAUCGAAUUCGCAGAAAAUUUUGAAAACAAUUGGACCCCAGCAUGGUAAAUUGAAGCCUCAGUUGGAGCCAACACCAGCAGUUCAACAACAAGAAGAAUCAUCUUUGCCACUUGAAGGACUUUUUCAUUCACCUACUGGGCAAUCAAAUACUAAGCCAGUCAUGAAGGGUUCUGUGAAUCAACCAGUGCGUUCAAAAUUCAAAAGUAAGAUGUUAGAAGAUGGAGAAAAUUUUGAUCCGUCACAACAGUUGAAAAAUUCGAAUAAAAAUCGCCCAGGAACAGCCAGACCAAGUUACAAAAAUCGUGCACCAUUAACAUCAACAACAACAUCAACAACGGAAGCAGUCCCAACCGCUCGUCGCCGUUCUGGUUUCCGUCCCAACACAAAUCAUCAAUCAAGCCUCUCUUCGAAACCACUUCGUCAAAAAUCCGAACCAAAUACUCCAUUCAGUCCCGUUCCAAAGGUGAAGCUACCUCGCACUCAGGGUCGGUGGUCUUACAAAACCACCCCGAAGCCACGCAUAGCAAUCAGAAAACAGUCUGACGACGAAGAAAAAGUAGUACCCGGAACAGACACACCAACGCCGCCAACAAGUGAGGCAGUUUUAACUUCAAUGAAUGAUGACAAAUCUUCACUUCCAGCACAGAAAAAAUCUCAAGAAGGUGUCACGUCUAAUGAAGAACUUGACUCGAGUGAAACUGAAGAAGUGUCACAAACAAGUGUACGAAAUGAUGAACAACCAGAGCUAAUUCUACCAGUUGAUACAAUUAAUGUACAAAUUUCAACACCAGCUGACUUCAAUGAUGUUUAUUUUGAAAUUGCAACAAUUAAAUCACCAUAUACAUUCCAGGUGGGAACCUUGAAAAAUACUCGAUACAUAACUUUGACGUCUACAUUCAAAAAAUCAUUUGCAACUGAAGAGGUAUCAUCGAUGACUACUUCAACCGAGCCACUUACUGAAAAUAUUUUGGCAAACACUGGCGCAGCAUAUGAGACAUCCCUUCCUUUGGAUUCUUCAGUUGCAACUCUUCCUGCUAUAACUUUAGAAUCUGGACAAGCAACCCCACCAUUAGAGACUUUAACAGAAACAUUUACAACAACCCAAACAUUACUAAAAACUCAUUUGCUUCCAGUUGUUUCUAGUGGAAACACGACGACGUUAACUCUAGUGCAGACCUACAAUAUCGCGCGAAUGGUCACAGCAACAAAAACCCUUCCCCCUUCGGAAUUAUACCAUUUCAUCCCAUCGAAAACUUUGAAUGAAUUCAAUUCAAAAUUAGAUGAAGCAGGAAGUGAGCUACAUCUUGAACUUGAUUUCGGUGAUGAUCGUGAUGACGAUGAAGAUAUUCCGAAACGGGUUGUGGUACCUAGUAAUGAUGAUUCUGAUUUAAGUGUUUCGAAAAUCUCUCAAAAACAGACAUCAACAUUGAUACCAACAUUAGCCCAUGAAUCACAAUUACGAUCCGAGCAAGUACAACAACUUGCAUUGUUAAAAUUCUUCAGUCAACAACCACAACAACAAAUAAUAACAACAUCACGACCUGUUAUUGUUUUGGAAACAUUAUUCGAGUCUCACGUCAUACCAUUGGUUAACAAUGGAAACACUGUAUUUUCAACUCUUUCGAGACCGAUCGCAACAGUUUCAAGAACAAAUUAUGAAUAUGGCACAUCAACACUAACACCAAUCAUUCCUCCUCAUAUACCACACUUACAGCAAAUGCCACAGGUACCUCUUUUUCCACCGCAGCAACAAUUUACCGUUACAACUGCUCCAAUAGUAACACAAACAUUGGCAACUAUUUCGGACUCAAGGGUUUUAAAACUCACCUUUGGUGCUAAAACAGCAUAUACAACGCUGUUUUCAACGAGAGUUGUGCCAACCGAUUUAACAACGUAUGUUACUUCUACUAUUGCUGUGCAACCAACUGUACCUGCUUUUGCUGGAUAUUUUCCACCACCUGUUGGAUAUCCGGGAUAUCCAUAUGUUGGAUAGAUUGCUUUUUUCUCAGAAGUUAAUACAAGACGGAAAAUUUUUAUUAGAAUUUCAUUCUUCCAAGCAGUGAAACGCUAAGCUUCUUAUCGUUUGUUUAUUUAUUACUGUUUUUUUUAAUUAAUUACAGCGUUUUUUGUUUUCAUUUGCGUAGUUUAUCAGUGAGAGGUGAUUUGUAUCCAUGGGUACACGGAGAGAAUCUUGCAGUAAACGAGAGGUGUCCACCAUAGAAGCAUUACGUACAAGACUUUUUAUUAUAGCCACUUAAUUAUGGGGGAUAUUCCGAUAUCCCAGACAACUCGUUUUUUUUUUUUGUUGGUUUCUUACAGGAAAUUUUCUCACGAUCACGGGCAAAAUAUGGAAAAGAUUCCUGAGAAUGCGCAAAGUAGUCAAAAAUGGAGUUAAAAUAUGGAAAAAAAUGGCUAUGUAUAUCUAGUAACUAUACGAUACGUCACCGAUAAAUAUGAUGUGUUGUCCCAUGUUGUCUGGGAUAUCGGAAUCUUGCCGAUUGAACUACACAACAUAUAUAUAUUCACAGACGUGUGGCGAAGGUGGAUUGAGUUUGAUUGAGUAAAAAUACAAUGGGCAUAUAUGCAGCUUAAGGUACAUUCUCAGCUAGAUUUUGUGGGCGUGUCCUAAAUAAAAUCCUAUGCUUUUUACAUUGAAGAUUUUGUCAUACCAACCCCAAAAAACCAAAAGUUUAAACUUUUCGUGAUCAUUUUUUUUGUGUUCACAAUUUAUUUUUUCCAUUAUUAAUCAAUGUUAUGCAAUAUAUUCCAAUAAAAACCAAUCAUAUAUCGAUUAAAACAAUUAUUCUAUAAUAUUUAUUCAUUUCAAUAUUGCGCACGAAAUUUUUUUUUUGUUAGUAUGCAUCACUGAUUUGCAUCAAUAUCGAGUUUUUUAUUUAUAUCCAAUUAAUAUUAAUAUUUAUUAUCAAUCUCAAUUUUAUAUAGUUAAUAAAAACAUUUUUAAUAAUAUUUUCAUUAAUAUUUGCAUUUAUGAUGCUCCGUUGUUUUGUAAUCAAGUUUCUUUUAUGCUAGUUUAAAUUUUCCUGCUUUUUGAAUAUUAUGGCUCUUCAUUAGGAAAUCAGUAAAAAAACAACUUUUUACCACAUAUUUUUAAAUAAUAUUCAAAAUCAGUACUAUAACUCCAUAUGAACCAGAUAUUAAAAAAUUCCUUAUAAUUUUCACUUCUAUCUAUCAGUUUUUUAAUAAAAUCAUAUAUUUAGAAAUGUAAUUUAGUUAUGAUCAAAAAAAUUUCAAACAUCCCCUCCCAUAAGAGCCCAUAUUUAACCUUUCUAAAAGUAGCCAACUUCAAUUAAUUAUUAUAAAAAAAAUAAGUCUAUAACAUAAUAUAUUAUUUUACAAAAUGAUUCAUUAAUAUUUCAAUUACAUACUGUAUAAAUUUCAAGAAAUUCUUAUAUUCGGAAGGUAGCUAAGAAUGUACCUUAAAAGCAGAGCAUGUACAGUAUUUUCAGAUUACAGACUCAAUCGCAAGGAAUGAGAUUACACACUGCAAAAACUGCGCCUUUGGAUUAUAGGCACUGUUCCAUUGGAUUCAUGGAGCACUGCUCCGCUAAAGUUGUUCCUUUGAUUUCUUGGUUCUGUACCUAUAUAUUUGUUGAGCAGAUUUCGGCGUUUUGGAGGCAUGCGCAAACACAACUACAUUAUAUUUUUUCUCUCUCUCUAUUUGUACUUUUAUAUCUGUCAUGUCAUGAUAUUUACAUCAUAAAUAUUCAUUUAUAAAUUAUUAUAAAUAUUCUAUAUAUCUUUAGUUAUUAAAUUUAUCGAAUAUUUAACAUAUAUGCAUUCAUAUAUAUGUUAAUUGUUUAAUAGUUACUGAUAUAGAGAGGUUAUGUUAUGUGUAUGCGUGUCUCUUUCUUAAUUCGAGUGACGGCUCAGGCUGCUCAACGAAUACAGUUGAACAGUACCUUUGAAUUAACAGAGCAACUGGACCGAUAUCGGUGCUCCUUGAAUAUCAUUGAGCAGCGCUUAAUAAAAUGUGCUCCAUGAAUCCAAUGGAACAGUGCCUAUAAUCCAAAGGCGCAGUUUUUGCAGUGCAACUCAUCUCAUUCCCACCUAUCUUAACAUAAUUAGGCAAGAUUAAUUUUGGAAAUUCUCACAAGAGACCCUUUUUUUCUGAAUUUUCUUUUACGGAAUAAAGUAUACAGCAUAAAAAAUGUCUUAAAAGCAGAAACUAAAAAUUUACCGAGGAAAAAUCAAGUUUUAUUUUAUUUUUUUGAAAUCAAAAACUUAUAAAAUACUUAUUUUGAAAAAAAACAUUUUUUUUUCUGAAAACAAAAAUUUUUUUGGGUGAAAAUAAAAAUUUUAAAGAUCAAAAAAAAAUUUUAUGUUUCUAGGCCCGGAUUUUUGCGAUGCUUAAAAUGCAUGUAUUGUGCACUUUAUUCUGUAAGAAAAAAUUCAGAAAAAAAGGGUCUUUUGUGAGAAAUUCCAAAAUUAGUGAUAUUUAAGAUGAAAUGGAGUCUAAAAAAAUUAAUGAAAAAAUUCAAAAAAAUUAGAAGCUCAAUUUCAGCCCAAAAUCAACCAAAUAGCUCAUUUUGUCAAAGUUUCAGGGAGUCAGGCAGAUGACCCCGUGAUUUGACUAAGAACGCCCUAUAUAUAGGUAUAUAUUGGUACAUUCAUUUCUUACCAUAAACAACUGGUUUUUUUAGUGCUAUAUGGGGAAUAAAGAUUUUUGCGGUAAUAAACGAUCUUGCGUGCAAGAUGUGCCCGGAUUUAGAGUUUAAAGCCUCAUCUAUUCACUAGACGACUAUGUGAAGUUAUUGACUUUACUCUAUAUUUCUCUCCGUGUGCAGUCAUUCUCUUCAAUAAAAAAAAAAAAAUUCAAAA
Aphidius gifuensis is the source of this 5939-nucleotide messenger RNA. RefSeq lists its product as uncharacterized. Bases 376 to 3093 code for a protein of 905 amino acids. The record is from RefSeq and is a predicted model, not a curated record. The transcript has 8 exons. NCBI's taxonomy places the organism in Eukaryota, Metazoa, Arthropoda, Insecta, Hymenoptera, Braconidae.